ACUGGCUCCAGCCUUAGGGAAGGUUUUGGCCGUGGGUUUUGUUGGCACGUACCAUUUUGCUGAAAGACAGAGCACCUUGAGGACGUUAUCCCUAAAAUGAGAGAGGACUGGGAUUGAAAGGCUGACUACAGAAAUGGCUGCUGCCCAGACGCCCUCAAAAGCCAAGGAUCCUCAGAGUUGGUUAUAAAAUAUUUAAGGGCGAGAAAAGGAUCGCAGGAGCCAGGCCCUGAGAUGAGCUUGGAGUCCCUGUUUCAGCACAUCAUCUUCACCGAGCAUCAGGCGGAGGAGAGUCGCCGUUUGAUGCGAGAAGUAAGGUCGGAAAUAACCAGAUGUCGUGAAAAAAUUAAGAAAGCAACGGAGGAGCUGAAUGAAGAGAAAAUCAAGCUGGAAUCUAAGGUUCAACAGUUUUUUGAAAAAUCCUUCUUCUUACAGCUUUUGAAAGCUCAUGAAAAUGCUUUAGAAAAACAGUACAGUGAAAUUACAAACCAUAGGAAUAUGCUUCUUCAAACCUUUGAGGCUAUAAAGAAACAAAUGAUAGAGGAGGAAGACAAAUUUAUUAAGGAAAUUACAGACUUUAAUAAUGAUUAUGAAAUAACAAAGAAAAGAGAGCUUUUGAUGAAAGAAAAUGUCAAGAUUGAAAUAUCUGACUUAGAAAACCAAGCAAACAUGUUGAAAAGUGAAAUGAAGUCAAUGGAACAUGAUAGUAGCCAGUUAAAUGAACUUCAAAAACAAAAGAGUGAAUUGAUACAAGAAUUAUUUACUCUCCAAAGAAAACUUAAAGUUUUUGAAGAUGAAGAGAAUGAAUCCAUUUGUACUACCAAAUAUCUAGAGGCAGAAAAAAUAAAAAUCAGUGAAAAGCCUCAAAAUGAUACAGAAUGCUUAAGGUAACUAAAAGGGUGAGUGGUCACCACCUAAUUCUGAUAGGCAUGAGAAGUCAUACAGAACCUGUAGUCCAUUUGAAGUGAAGAGAUGGAUGAGCACGUGUUGAUGGAAUGGUGGGAAUAUCUCUACCAUUUUAUUUGAAAAAUAAAUUUAUUAAAAAGAAGGCUUAUGUACAUUUCAAUAGCAGCAUCCAUAGUAUAUUGUAACUCUCCACUUAACUUUCCAUUUACUCUUUAAAAAUAUUUAUUACAAGGGUUUUUAUACAUGUGUAAAUAUAUGAUGCUUAAAAUUAGUAAUUUAUCUUUCCUUAUUAAGCAUUCCUUUAGAUUUCUCAUUUACUAUUAAAUUCCUAAAAGUUCAGACAGAACACAGUGAACUUCCAUAUACAUAUGUGCUGCAUAAUGACAUUUCAAUCAACAGCAUAUCACAUAUCUAAGAGUGGUCCCAUAAGAUUAUAAGACUGCACUUUUUAUUCCACCUUUUCUAUGUUUAGAUACACACAUACUUACCAUUGUGUUUCAGUUGCCUACAGUAUUCAGUACAGUAACAUGUGGUACAGGUUUGUAACCUAUGAUCAUCUGCUAUACCCUAUAGCCUAGGUGUCUGGUGUGCUAUCCAAUCUAGGUUUGUGUAAGUUCACUCUAUGAUAUUUAUACAAUGACAAAAUCACCUAACUAUGCAUUUCUCACAAUAUUUUCCUGUUGUUAAACGAUGUAUGACUGAAUAGGGUAUUUCACCAUCCACCCUUAUUAUAAAUAUUAUAUUUUUAUUCCCUAGUGGUCCUUAAAAUAAUAUAUGUAAACUAUAUGUAAUUUCUAAAGUAUACUAAUAUAAUGAGCACCUGUGAACUAAAUAUGAGCUAAAUAUGAGCUAAAAAUAAUCAUCCAUGAAAUAAACUAGAAUAUUACCGAUAACUUGCAUUAGCUAUGGCUUCUCUUUUAUUCCAUACUCCCUUCAUUACCCCAGAUAUCGUUGAUGUCCUAUAUUGUAUUUCAUUUUCUUGUGCAUGUCGUUCUACAAUGUGAUUCAUUUACUUGUGUAUAUAUAAUUUUCUUUAUAGUAUUAUAUAACUAACUUUAGUUUACAGCAUGCAUUUAUCAUCUAACCUAUACAUACAUGCACAAUCUAUUGGUUAUUUGUAUUUGUUUUUGAGUUCUGUAAAAAUUAUAUUAUACUAUCUGGGAUUUGUAUUUUAUUCAAUGUUUUUUCUAAGAUUUACCCACGUUGGUGAGUGUAGAUGUAUGACCAUAGCAUAUUUUUUUCUCUUUUUAAUGGACAUUUGGUUUGUUUCAAGAUUUUGGUAUCACCAGCAGUGCUGCUGGUGCACAUAUGCAAGAGUUGUUCCAGGAUAGAUGCCUGUUGGAAUUGCUGAGUGUGGGGCAUGCGAAUGUUGAACUUCACAAGAUGACGACAGACUAUUUUCCAGUGUGAUUAAGCCAGUUUAUAUUCUCAUUAGCACAUUAUGAAAUUUCCUGUUGAUCUCCAUCCUCUUCAAUGCUUUUUAAAGACUUUUUAGUUUUUGCCAAUCUUGUGGACAUAAGAUGGUAUUUCAUGAUCUCUAAUGGCCUUGUCCUGACUACGUAUAUGGUUGAGCAUCUUUUGCAUCUGUUUAUGAUCCAUGCAUUUUUUUCUGUAAAGUAACUCUUAUUUUUCUACUAGAUUGUUUGAGUAAUUUGUCUUUUUCCUAUUAAUUUCCAGAAGUUUUAAAGUUUUGCUCUUUCAGUAGUUGUGAAUUUUGUCUGUUAAUGAAUUAAAAAUAUCUUCUCCAA
Molecule: messenger RNA, 2651 nt
Organism: Homo sapiens (human)
Lineage: Eukaryota; Metazoa; Chordata; Mammalia; Primates; Hominidae
Gene: CCDC172
Product: coiled-coil domain containing 172
Exons: 8
Coding region: 232-888 (218 amino acids)
Cellular component (GO): cilium; cytoplasm
Source: RefSeq, a predicted model, not a curated record